UUGGCAGUCGGCCCUAACUGGCGGAUAUUUUGAAAAUGGAAGGAAUGGCAAAGUUUUGGAGGGGAAAAGAGUUACAAUAUCGACCACGAUUUUAGGAUCUAAUGUCACAUUCGUCGACGCAUGCAGAACAUCCAUUUAACUGCAUGCGUCGAUAACGCCGACUUCGCUCAAGAUGAGUGUUUCAAUCGGCGUCAGAAUCGAGGAUUUUACGGUCCUCACCCUUCUUGGCAAGGGCUCGUUUGCAUGUGUUUAUCGGGCAAAGUCGAAAAAUACCGGUGUGGAUGUUGCAAUAAAAAUGAUUGACAAGAAGGCCAUGCACAAAGCUAGCAUGGUCCAACGUGUAACCAACGAGGUGGAGAUUCACUGUCGGUUGAAGCACCCUUCCAUCCUUGAGCUCUACAACUACUUUGAGGACAGCAACUACGUGUACCUGGUGUUGGAGAUGUGUCACAACGGAGAAAUGGGCCGCCACCUCAAAGACAGGAAGGCGCCGUUCUCUGAGGAGGAAGCGCGGCACUUCAUGCAUCAGAUCGUGAAGGGGAUGCUGUAUCUGCACACGCACGGCAUCAUGCACCGCGACCUCACCAUGUCCAACCUGCUGCUGACCAGCAGCAUGAACAUUAAGAUCGCCGACUUCGGCCUGGCCACGCAGCUCAAGCUCCCCACGGAGAAGCACUUCACCAUGUGCGGCACGCCCAACUACAUCUCCCCCGAGGUGGCCACGCGCAGCGCCCACGGCCUGGAGUGUGACGUGUGGUCGCUGGGCUGCAUGUUCUACGCCUUCCUCACGGGCCGCCCCCCCUUCGACACGGACACCGUCAAGCACACCCUCAGCAAGGUGGUGCUGGGGGAGUACCACAUGCCCGGCCACAUGACGCCCGAGGCCCAGGACCUCAUCCGGCAGAUGCUGCAGAGGGACCCGGCGCAGAGGCCCAGCCUGUCCACCGUGCUGGACCACCCCUUCAUGACCCAGAGCCUGCUGGCCCGCACCAAGGAGCUGGGCCUGGGCGACCCGGGCUCCAUGGACAGCGGCAUCGCCACCAUCUCCACGGCGUGCACCUCCUCCUCCACGUCGGGCGGCAGUGGCGGCAGCAACCGCCUCCAGCUGAGGGUGCGGCACGCCAUGGGCUCCGCCCUGCCCAACCGCAUGACGCCCAUCCCCACCCCGCCGCCGCCGCACCACCCCGGCGGCGGCGGCAGUGGCUGUUACGAGGACAGCGAGUCGUGGCUGGAGCAGCGCUCGGAGGCGGCACCCCGACCGGGCCGCGGCCGGGUGUUUGUCGGCGGGGACGACGGGCCGCCCCACUCACGGUACCUGCGGAGGGCUCACUCGUCGGACCGCGCCCCCUGCGCGGCGCCGGGCCGCAGCAGGGCGGAGCUGGAGCGCUGCCACUCGGAGGAGAACCUGAGGGCGGCCUUCCCCGCGACCUCCGCCCCCCAGGGCUUCACGGAGCACGCCAGGCUGCCCUCGCCGCCCAUCAAGCAACCCGCCAGCUCUGGGUGUUUGCGACCCAAGCAGAGCGGUAACCCACCAGGCAACCGGCAGCUCCAGGACUCGGGAGUGUACUCCAACUGGUUCAACAAAGAAGGGUCCGGCCUGCGGCCCGCAGACGGCAGCGCCCACAGCAGCGGCGGGAGCUUCCACAGCGGCAGGGAGCCACUGGGGGUCCACAACUCCUGGCCGGACCCCCACCACCACCACCACCACCAGCAGCAGCAGCGCGAGCGGCCGCUCAGCCCUCACUACCACCUCCAGCAGUCCACCUACCCGCCCGACCCGGAGGACUACAGGGAGAACAUCCCGGGGGCUCCGGAGUUCCAGCCCCCCGGCGGACGAGAGCCGAAGCCCACCCAGAGCCUGACCUCCACGGGGGGGCAGACCAGGGACAAGAAGACCCUGAGGGACGUCCUCCCCCCGCUGUGCGCUUCCAGACUCAAGCCCAUCAGGCAGAAGACCAAGAACGCUGUGGUGAGCAUCCUGGAGACGGGUGACGUGUGCUUGGAGCUCAUCAAAGGUCAGGGCAGCCAGGAGCGGGUCAAGGAUGUCCUGCGCAUCUCCUGCGAUGGUUCCAUGGUCACCAUAUACCAGCCCAACGAUGGGAAGGGCCUUCCGGUGUCGGACAGACCCCCCGCUCCCCCCGAAGACAUCCUCAUCUGUAGCUACGAGGACCUCCCAGAAAAGUACUGGAAAAAGUACCAGUACGCGUCCAAGUUUGUGCAGCUGGUGAAGUCCAAGACGCCCAAAGUGUCCCUCUAUACCAAGUACGCCAAGUGCAUGCUGAUGGAGAACUCUCCCAGCGCCGACCUGGAGGUCUGCUUCUACGACGGGGCCAAGACCCACAAGACGUCGGAGCUGGUGCGCGUGGUGGAGCGGAGCGGCAAGGCGUGCACGGUGAAGGGCGAGGCGGGGCUGGGCGGCCUGAGCCCCGAGGGGCGCCGCUACGUGGAGCUGUCGGACGCGGGCCACGCCAUGUGCCUGGCCCUGGAGGCCGCCGUCGCGGCCGAGGAGUCCCGCAGCCUCAGGAACACGGCCUACUUCCCCAUCACCAUCGGCAGGAGACCGGCCGACACUGACUCUGCACUCCAGCCCUCCCAGCCAACCCCGGCGGACGUGGCCUCCCCUCCAGCACCGCGGAUCACCCCUUCGAUGAUCUCCUACGACGGCUCUGACUUCACCUCCGCCAGCCUGUCUAAGAAGUGUUCCCCGCGGGGGCGGGACCCCGCCCACUGCGAGGGGAAGGUGCUCAAGUCGGUGUUUGUGCCCAACAUUGGCUGGGCCUCGCAGCUGACGGGUGGAGAGGUGUGGGUGCAGUUCAACGACGGCUCCCAGCUGGUGGUGCAGGCCGGCGUCUCCUGCAUCGCCUACACGUCACCGGAGGGACACUCCAUCAGGUAUAAGGAGAACGAGAGGCUCCCGGAGCACGUGAAAGAGAAGCUGCACUGUCUCUCCAACAUCCUGGGGCUGCUGGCCAACCCGGCCAUCCAGCGCCCCCACCAACCCCACUGAGCCUGCCCUGUUGCUGGGCAACCAGCACGGCCGUCACACCUUCAGGCAGCUUGUAAAGAUGUGGAUGUGACUUUUUUUUUUAAAUGUACAGAAAUGUUAAAGAUUAUGAAAAGAUAUUUUUUUAAUGAUUGAAUGAAUACCGGUUUGUACAGUUUAUAUAUCGGCAAUUGUUUGAGUGUUUGUCCUUUUAUUUGUUUUUCUUAUGUUGAACUCCAAACAUGUUUUCUAAUGAAAUGGCAGAUGUGAUUGCUGAGGCAAUAAAUUUGUUGGAGAAUCGCUGCACUUUAUUUUAACUUCUUCUCUCCACACUUGGAAACAUUUUGUGGAACAAAAAAAACAACAUUAAAGGUUUCCGAGCUAUA
Molecule: messenger RNA, 3369 nt
Organism: Gadus morhua (Atlantic cod)
Lineage: Eukaryota; Metazoa; Chordata; Actinopteri; Gadiformes; Gadidae
Gene: plk4
Product: polo-like kinase 4 (Drosophila)
Exons: 15
Coding region: 173-3007 (944 amino acids)
Biological process (GO): protein phosphorylation
Cellular component (GO): nucleus
Molecular function (GO): protein binding; ATP binding; protein kinase activity
Source: RefSeq, a predicted model, not a curated record